AUGCCAGUUUGGUCAGAAGAGGAGGUGCUGAACCAUUGGAAAGCUGGGGGCCUACUGCAGAUUUGCAAGGAAGAAGCAGACGUGAAGAAGGCAUAUUCCAUGAUUGGAGGGGGUGUGCGAUACUUGCGCAAAUUGCUGGUGGCAGCAGCCGAGAAUAAGACCACUCUGGAAGAGGAAGCAAAGCAGAUGAUUCGCGACUGCGUCGUCAAGUGCACGUUUGAAGACUUGUGUCAGGCUGCUGACAGUGGCGGUGCAGACAUGGAUGCGCAGAACAACAGGAGCAAGAUGAGUCGGGUGCUACACAUCCAUUCGGAUGCCAAGUUUCAGACGCCCAAUGUGAAGUUGAUUGAGUCCGAGGUUGUUCUCAACAUUUUGUGUGACCAACUGGCAGAGAAGCAACGGAAAGCUCUUCCUGACCUUAUCAGGGCAAGUUUGAAUAUCACCCCUUUGGGCACACUGUGCGGUCGGCUAUUUCAGAUGCACGUCGCCGAGGUUUGCAAAUCCAAGAAGGUGGAGCUUGUUUGCACUGCGUUGAAGACGAAUAAGGACAAGACAGAGUCAGCUGCAGUCAAAAUUUGCAUCCCGACCCUUCAGAAGAUGCUCAAGAAGUUGGGUGACCAGCCACCGCCAAAGCCUUUGCCAGAAUUUGAUGAGAAUUGCUUGUAUUGUCCUGAAUCUGAGACAUUUCCAGCCGCUGAUUUUUUCUUUGUUACCAAUGAGGGCAAGAACAUCACGCUUUGGCUACUGCAGGUCACGAAGGCAAAAAGUCACGACUGCAAGAUUGAUGCUUCUUACGGGCAGUUCAACAACUAUUUCCAACUGAAUGGAGUCAAGAGCAUCAAGUGGGUUGUAGUCGCUCCUGAAGGUGACAUUGCAGAAGGAUAUGCGUCGAGGCAGAAGGUUGUCGGCGCAUGGGGUGUUUCGGAGAAAUGCAAGGUCAACGUUGAGCAGUAUGUGAGUUCAUGGAAGGUAUGA
Messenger RNA from Effrenium voratum, 975 nucleotides. NCBI's taxonomy places the organism in Eukaryota, Dinophyceae, Suessiales, Symbiodiniaceae. The record is from the annotation of a GenBank genome assembly.